AUGUCACAAAUGACGGGCGGCGAGUUUCCGCCGCUGCUGUUCACGCUGCCUAGCGAGCUGCCGCAAGUCGAUUACCGCACCCCCAAAACCACUCCGCUGAGCGGCAUGCGCGGCGAGAGCUCGCUGUCGCAGCACACGCGGCGCUCGCUGACGCCGCCGGGCAGCGUACACACCGACAACACGCCGCCGCGGCCGCCCCCCAUCAUGCGGCUGCAGGACGCUCUCAUGGCUG
Monoraphidium neglectum is the source of this 232-nucleotide messenger RNA. RefSeq lists its product as hypothetical. The annotation marks the transcript as partial. The record is from RefSeq and is a predicted model, not a curated record. Lineage: Eukaryota; Viridiplantae; Chlorophyta; Chlorophyceae; Sphaeropleales; Selenastraceae. The transcript has a single exon.